CGUUAUUGUAAGCCCUAAAAUGUUCACGGCGACAUUAUAUGCUUGUGCUCUCAGGAGUUCUACUUCCAUUCUCACUAUCCGCGGAAACGCAACACACAAACAGUAAGGAAGUUCAAUUCUUUCUUUCUCUUUCUGGCAAUACCUUCCCUUGCUCGUCUUCUGAUAUGUCGUCUUUCAUAGCAAGCUGGUUGACACCAACCUCUCUUUUCCUCCUCCUCAACAUCAUGAUCGGCACCAUCUUCCUUAUCUCCCGUCUCUCCCCUCCCAAAAGGCCACAUCACCAGCAAUUUGGAGACGGCGACUACAACUCAGCCCCGCCACCACUCGAGCGAUCUCCGUCAUUCCUCGACCGAGUCAGGUCGAUUAACUUUUCAACGUACAAAUUUCCUCUUCCAAAUUACCAAGACAUGGACCAUCAUCUCCCACCUGACAACUUAGCUGCCCAUCCGCUUGAGCGAGCCCCUUCAAUUCUCGAACGAGUCAAGUCCAUCAACUUCUCCCUUUACAAAUACUCUCCUCAAGAUCCAGACAGGGAGUAUAUUGAGCCAACGGAACACGAACACAAUAACUCACAACCCCUCAGCCGAGCACCGUCUCUCUUAGAGCGAGUCAAGUCCAUAGAUUUCACGUCCUUUUACAGAUCCAACUCCUUUAAAGCAAACCCAGAAAAGGAACUCCCUGCAAGUGAAGAACCCGAUUCGGACACGGAUAUGAGUCCAGUUCGUGGUCAAGUAAAUAGAAGCAAAUCGGAGUCUAAGGUAAAACAAAGAAGAUUUCCAGAGAAGUUGAAGAAAUCAGAAAGUGAGAAUUCAAGACUCAAGGCGGAAAAGAGGGAGGAGGAGGAGGAGGAGGAGGAAGAAGAAGAAGUGGAGAGAAGACGACCAGCAACUACUAGGAUCGAGAAAACGGUAUCGUUUGGAGAUGAUGAUCGAGGUGUCGAUGCAAAAGCUGAUGAUUUCAUCAACAAGUUUAAGCAGCAACUUAAGUUGCAGAGGUUGGAUUCUCUGUUGCGUUACAGGGAUAUGCUUAAGGGCAAGUAAUGUAAGAAUUUCCUUUUUGUUUUUGUUAAGGUUUCGAAAUUAACAUAGGAUUCCGUGUGGCUUUACGGUCGCUUUUUCCCACUGUUUAAUUAGUGCAAGGUGGGGAGCUGAUUUUCAUAAUGUACGAGGGGUGUUUUCGUAAUUUUUCCAGCUUAAACGCUUAGUUUAUGAUCCAGUUUCCUCCGACCGGUGAGCGGCAAGUGAACAGUGGGGAAGAAGAGCUGAGCAGUGGGCAAAAAGAAUGAAAUUCGAAUGACCGAAAUUGCCCCCUUGGUUUCGAGUAAAUUUGGUCUGCAAAAUGAUGGGGUUUUCUGUUCUAUAAAAGUAAUUUCAAUUAGUAGUUUGCAUGUGAAGAGUCUGUAGCUUUUAAUGAACUGUUUUAAGUCAUAUUUAUCA
This is a messenger RNA of Theobroma cacao (cacao), 1436 nucleotides long. Its product is annotated as pathogen-associated molecular patterns-induced protein A70. The record is from RefSeq and is a predicted model, not a curated record. Lineage: Eukaryota; Viridiplantae; Streptophyta; Magnoliopsida; Malvales; Malvaceae.